AGCCAGUUUAGUUCCUUCCCCAUUUUGCGUCGCCUUCGAUUCGCAUCGCCUCGCGUUGCUUCCAACGAGAGGGAGAGCGGCGGCGGCGGCGAACCGAAUCGAAUCAAAUCGCGGCGAGCGACGGGCGGCGGCGGAGGCGGAGAUGGUGGACGUGUCGCGGGUGCAGAAGGAGCUGACGGAGUGCAACCGGGACCGGGAGGUCUCGGGGGUCUCCAUCGCGCUCCACGACGGCUCCACCAUCAACCACCUCACCGGCACCAUCGCCGGGCCCCUCGGCACGCCCUACGAGGGCGGCACCUUCGUCAUCGACAUCCGCCUCCCUGGCGGCUACCCCUUUGAGCCUCCUAAGAUGCAGUUCAUCACCAAAGUAUGGCACCCUAACAUCAGUAGCCAAAAUGGAGCAAUCUGCUUGGACAUACUGAAGGACCAAUGGAGCCCAGCCCUUACAUUGAAAACAGCGCUGCUUUCCCUUCAAGCUCUGCUUUCUGCUCCUGCACCUGACGAUCCUCAGGAUGCUGUUGUUGCACAACAGUAUCUACGUGACUAUUCCACAUUUUCUGCUACUGCACGCUACUGGACGGAGGCCUUUGCAAAGAGUACCUCCACCGGCAUGGAAGAAAAGGUGCAGAAGCUGGUUGAGAUGGGCUUCCCCGAAGACAUGGUGAGAAGUGUCCUGAAGAGUGUCAAUGGUGACGAGAACAUGGCUCUUGAAAAGCUCUGCUCUGGCUAAGGCCCCUAUGGCCGAUAUGAACUGUAAAUUAAAUCCCCAUUCGUUACAAGACAAUGUGAUUGCUAAUGCUCAAUGUUCUGCCACUUCAGUGUGGCCUUUAUGACACUCUCUAUAUAGGGCAUUGGACCAUUGGACUCUGAACUGAACCUAUCCCAAAUUGACAAAGUUCGUUCAUUUACUUCUCUUCUCUUCUGGUUUCUUC
Molecule: messenger RNA, 932 nt
Organism: Oryza brachyantha (malo sina)
Lineage: Eukaryota; Viridiplantae; Streptophyta; Magnoliopsida; Poales; Poaceae
Product: ubiquitin-conjugating enzyme E2 27
Exons: 5
Coding region: 143-730 (195 amino acids)
Biological process (GO): protein polyubiquitination; proteasome-mediated ubiquitin-dependent protein catabolic process
Cellular component (GO): nucleus
Molecular function (GO): protein binding; ubiquitin conjugating enzyme activity
Source: RefSeq, a predicted model, not a curated record